This is a messenger RNA of Caenorhabditis remanei, 1056 nucleotides long. RefSeq lists its product as uncharacterized. The record is from RefSeq and is a predicted model, not a curated record. The coding region runs from base 1 to 1056 and encodes 351 amino acids. NCBI's taxonomy places the organism in Eukaryota, Metazoa, Nematoda, Chromadorea, Rhabditida, Rhabditidae. The transcript is spliced from 6 exons.
AUGGCGAAGGUUGCGAAGAAGAAGUUGACUGAUUCGAAUCAAAAAAGAACGCCAAGCGAAUUGAGCAAGACGAGUUUGGCGAGCUCGCGUAGCUCCAAAAACUCGAUGAGUUCAAUGAAUUCUCAAAAAACAAAGUCCAACAAAGUGUCGAAACUGGACAGAAACAAUAGAAAAAGUGAGAAAAAAGAUAGAGGCACUUUCAAAACUAUCUAUAAAGCUUCGGACGAUCAACCGGAAGAAGAAGAGAAAGGAGAGUCCAAUGUGACUUCCUUGAGUAUUGCUUGGUUUCAAGCUGCUAUCAUUAUUUAUCAGGUUAUUUCUAUGGUCAUUCAGUACUUUUGGGGUCGAAAUGAUGAAGUUUGGUUUAUGAUUAUGGAGAUUCUUUUGUUGGAGCUUUUCGCCUCUUUCCAACUUAUUCAAGUGACCCGUCGCCCGUAUAUUGGAACUGCUUGCUUCUUUUUAUCCGUUCAAUAUGUCCUCCUCUUUUUACUUUUUUCAAUGUUCCUCCAUUCCCCGUAUAGCUCCAAAAGUUCAUUCUUGGAGCGUUUCUUUGGAAUGGCAGCUGUCAGUUUGAUGUCUUCUGGACUCCAUUUCUUCAUUGUUACCCAAUCUAUGAGACUCAUUGGCAAUGCCGAAAAGCGGAAUGAUUAUAGUAAAAAAGUGAUUGUGGAAGGUGUUGAAAAAAGAAGAAAGGAUCUGUAUACGAUGAUUAGUGAAUUGAUUUCUGAAAUCUGCUAUGAUGACAAGGACCUAAAAGUUAAUUUGACAAUUCGUGACGAAACCGGUCGUCCUAAAACAAUGCGUGGAGCUGGAGUAGAAGCUGGAGUGAAUCGUGUUCUUGAAAUGAGUACAGAUGGCCGAAGAAUCAAUCUCUCGACUAGUAACACUACUCUCACGCGUAUCAAUGUUCCAAAACACAAGAGUCAUCACAGUUCGAAAAAGAAUCAUAAGAAACAUGGUGAAUCAAAUCAUGAUGCUGCUCCAAUUAUUGACUCAAAAUAUAACAAUUGUACCAAGCAAGAAAAGAUGUUGAGCCCGAGAAAAAUUUUGAAAUAA